This is a messenger RNA of Penaeus vannamei (Pacific white shrimp), 1134 nucleotides long. The record is from RefSeq and is a predicted model, not a curated record. NCBI's taxonomy places the organism in Eukaryota, Metazoa, Arthropoda, Malacostraca, Decapoda, Penaeidae.
AUGUCAACUUCUGCCGUCGAGGAGGUUUCAGCUCCUGCCGUCGAGGAGAAGGUUUCAGCUCUCCGUCGAGGAGGAGGUCCCAGUCCUGCCGUCGAGGGGAAGUUUCGCUCGUGCGUCGAGGAGUUAGGUCCACUCCUGCGUCGAGGGGGAGGUUUUCAGCUCCUUUCGUCGAGGAGAUACCAACUCCUGCUUUCGAGGAGGAGGGUCCCAGUUUCCUGCCGUCGAGGGGGAGGUUCUAGCUCACUGCGUCGAGGAGGAGGUUCCACCUCUCUGCCUGUCGAGGAGGAGGUUCUACCUCUGAGGGGAGGAGGGUCAGCUUCUUGCCGUUUGAGGGGAAGUUUUCAGCUCCUGCACAUCGAGGAGGAGGUCAAGCUUUGCCCGUCGAGGGGAGGAGUUUCAGCUUCCUGCCGUCGAAGAGGAGGGUUCUGCUCUGCCGUCGAGGAGGAGGUCCCAGCUCCUGCCGUCGAGGGGAAGGUUCUAGCUCUUGCCGUCGAGGUGGAGAUUUCAGUUCCUGCCGUCGAGGAGGAGGUCCACUCCUACCAUCGAGUGGGAGAUUUAAGCUCCUACCCUCGAGGAGGAAGUCCCAGUUCCUGCCGUCGAGGAGCUCCUGUCGUCGAGGAGCUACCAGCUCCUGCCCUCAAGGUGGAGGUCCCAGUUCCGGCCGUCGAGGGGGGGGGGGUUCUAGCUUCUGCCGUCAAGGAGGAGUUUCAGCUCCUGCCGUCGAGGGGGAGGUUUCAGCUCCUGCCGUCGAGAAGGUCCACUCCUACCGUCGAGGGGGAGGUUUCAGCUCCUGUCGUCGAGGAGAUACCAGCUCCUGCCGUCGAGGAGAUUAUCAGUUCCUGCUGUGAGGAGGUUUCAGCUCCUGCCGUCCGAGGGGGAAGUUUCAGCUCCUGUCCGUCGAGGGAUACAAGCUCCCGCCGUCGAGGAGGAGUCCCAGUUCAGCCGUCGAAUGGGGAGGUUCUAGCUCCUGCCGUCGAGGAGGAGGUUCCACCUCCUGCGUCGAGGAGGAGGUCAACUCCUGCCAUCGAGGGGAAGUUUCAGCUCCUGCCAUCGAGGAUGUCAACUUCUGCCGUCGAAGGAGGAGGUUUCAGCUCCUGCCGUCGAGGAGGAGAUUUCAGCUCCUGCCGUCGAUGA